This is a messenger RNA of Copidosoma floridanum, 1251 nucleotides long. RefSeq names its product claudin family member sinuous (gene sinu). The record is from RefSeq and is a predicted model, not a curated record. Lineage: Eukaryota; Metazoa; Arthropoda; Insecta; Hymenoptera; Encyrtidae. Gene Ontology annotation, cellular component: membrane; septate junction. Gene Ontology annotation, biological process: regulation of tube size, open tracheal system; septate junction assembly.
CACGUAUACGCAACGCCUUGAAUCAAAUGCACACGCUGAGUGGCAGUAGUGGGGUCUUAUUAGAGAGUUAGCUGCGUAACUUGGGGUGGACAGUUCUAGUACAGCUGCAGCACCGAAGUCGGCUCAUUGACACUCACAGCAUCAACGGCCAAAGCAACAGCCUCGCGAUACCAGAACCACCAGUUGAAGAAAGCGGGCACAGGAGAGCGACGCUUUCUGUAAAAUUGCACAGUGCACCAUCGACAUCCAGGGCUUACCACAUUACACGAGUGACGAACUGGAAGUAGGUAGGCAGCAUGAAGAAGCGUAGCCUGGCUGGGAACGUUGGCAUUGGGAUAUUUUUGCUGGCCCUCGUCUGCGUCGUCCUGGCGUUCAGCACGUCUGGAUGGCUGGUGAGUGACCAACGCAUCACCAACGCCCAGCUCGAGAUGCUUGGGCUCUGGAGGCACUGUUUUAGAUCCCUGCCCAACCCCAUCGAGGCGGAUGCGCCAAGACGUUUUUUCGUCGGUUGCAGAUGGAUCUACGACCCAUUUACCGCUGGCUACUCCGACAUCCGAGGCUUCCUUCUACCUCCAUUCAUGUUAGCCACGCAAUUCUUUUUUACAAUUUGCUUCUUGGCGUACUUGAUUACACUGGCCUUAAUAGUCCUGUACGCCACGUGCUGGAACCCAGAAGAAAGACGUUAUGUACUACUCAUAACUACCAUUGGCGGUGUCCUGACGAUUGGAAGCAUCUGUGGCUGCAUUGCUGUUAUUAUAUUCGCGCUAUUCGGCAAUGCUGACGGUUGGAUGCCUGGUCACUUCAAUAACUUUUUUGGAUGGUCGUUUGUUGUGGCCAUUGUUGGAAGUGUUGCCGGUCUCAUUGCUAGCUUAUUAUUCCUUGUGGAAAUGAAUAUUCAGAAGAAAAAACGAAAAAAUCUCAAAGAAUCUCAAACACGAUUUCCCAUUGAAACUCGUAACUAAGUGUUAAACUCUACACUUUAUGUGAAAUCCGUCCAAUUUAAGAUAUUUAUAAGUGACUAUGACUUUUUGUAAAACAAAAUUUAAUUUAAGUGCAUUGUAUACAUAAAAUUUGUCAUUAAUUGUACAUGUACAUCGUGUAACGAUGAUAACGAUAUCCGUCCAUAGGUUUUAGUACAAAAUUUUAUAAGCUAAGUAUUAUCAUUAUUAGUGCGUAUUAUACGUCGUUAUUUAUACAAAUGCUUUUUUAAUUGUUAUAUACAUUUUUUUCCAAAUAAAUACAAAAUUUACU